GGGCACAAAUCGGACAAACGACAAAACUAGAGAAAACGAAAUCACGGUGAAGUACAUGAAAACCCAAAUUGAAGGGUCACUUACUCACUUCCCUUCUGUCAGGCAAUAAUUCAAACAGGUUGUGCGCAUGUUAUUGAUUCACAUGGGCGGUACAAAAAAAAAAAAAAAAAAAAAACCACCAAAAAAGGACAGAUCUUUCGCUGCCGGCUCUUUCAGGGGAAAGCCAGAGCAUCUCCCUCGACUCUCUAGUGGCCAAUUAGUACUGCGGUAGAUGUAGAAACCAGUAAAUAGCAUUGCAAAGCAAACAGUAACGGCAUCUUUUUGUUUCCUUUUGGAACUUGUUGUAGUUUUUUAAUCCCUCCCCUUUACAUCAUUUGGGGAAUUCCUCUAAUCGAUUAAAUAAUCGAUUGUCCAUAGCAUGAACAGCAACGUAAAUUCCAACACCUACCACCACCCACUAACUCAGAAUGGAAAGGACCCAGAUGGUAGAUUGCAGUCGAUACCAAUAUAAUACGAAGAAAAUUGCGAAUUGGAAUGGUGGGACUGGUGGAAUUCAUGCACCAGCUGCGGAAUUAAUGGCGGCGGGGGCCAUCGGCACAGUAGCUGCGAGCUCUGUGGCCGUCCGCCUCCGUCGUAAGAGAGGAAUCGAGAUUUGGCCGAUACUGGCGGGCCGGUCAGCGGAGGCCACGUGGUCAAAUACUGAUGGCCGAUUGUCUGCCGGUCAGCUCAGCGGGACUGAACGGGCAAGGCGGCGAGGCAUGCAGAGCCGUACGUCGCGUCGUCCCUUCUUACUCCGGUUUGAUCAUUUCAAGUAAAAAAACAAAAUUGCACGAUCAGUCCUUGAACUCUUGCAUUCGGGCAGUUAAGUACUUGGAUUUCACAUUCCUCUAUGAAAUUUAAUUUUUAUGGUUAUCCAACGCGCCAUCAAAGCAAUCAAUUACGCGAAUCAAUUAUCUGUCAUCCUAUCUUGAUGAAUAAAAUGCUAGUUCGAAAAAAGAAAAAGAAAACUUAAAUUCCUACACCAAUCACGAGGAACACGAUGAGGGCAACGCAAUCAAUGAAUGAAAAAAGGACACAAAUUGUAUAUUGCAGUUGUUACCCGUUUAGCAAAAAAGAGAAGAAAUUUUUUGCAGAUAACUAAUAAGAAAUUGCGGUCGGAAAUGAUGGGUUUCGUGGAAAAUGGAAUGAAGGAUCGCGAUUACACUGGCAUUCAUGCACCUGGGCCUUACGCGGAAGGAAAAAGGCUUGGGCCUUGGAAUUAAUGGCGGAGCUGUCGCCGUCUGCCAGCACAGCGGCGAGGCAAGCUAGUUGGUUGUUGGAUUGGGCCGGUCAAGCGGCGGCCACGUGGUCAACUGCUGAGGCCCGAAUGUCGGCCGGUCAGGACUGCACAAAGGAAGGCGGCAAGGCAGGGCAUGCAGAGCCGUACGUCGCGUCGCCUUCGACUCCCGGUUUGAUCAUUUUGCUUACCAAAUUGUGAGUUCGACUCAAAUAGAUGCUCUCCUGCUCUAGCUCACUUCCCCAUUUCACAAGUCGGUAACUUAAAUUUAAUCCGACCAACGAGUCUGGUCAAUAGCUAGUCUUAAGGAUAGUAACUAUUAUAGCUAGGGCUGUCAAUUUGAUUUGGUUUGACUAACCAAAUCAUUAAGUAUGAAAAACCAAAAACCAAAUUCCAAAAACCAAAACCAUUAAGGCCCUUUUUGGUUUUGGUUUGGAUAACCAAAAAACCAACAUGUACUCAUACACUCAUAUUUAUUCCUAUUUCCCUCCUUUUUAUUGAAUAAACGUCAUAAUAAUGGUAAAUGGUCAUAACAAAUUAUUGGUUGGUAUGCGUGUUUAAAGAAACAAAAAAAAUAUUUGUUGAUAAAUAAUUUUAUUCUUAUUAGUUUCUGUUGGUUUUUCGGUUUUAACCAAACUAAAACUAUUAAAUUGCUUAUUGGUUUAAAACCAAAAAACUAAAACCAUUAGCUUUUCAAUUGGUUUGGUUUCAUUUAAAACCAAAAAACCAAAACCAAAUAGACCGCCCUAAUGCUGGAGGAAGAAACAAAACUUGGGUCAAUUUUGGAGUCGCCAAGUUUUUGUUCAUUAUCUAUCUUUCAUCCAUCACUGUGCAUUCUUCCCACCUUUGUUUCUUCUUCCUCUUCAUGUCCAUUUUCUCUUCUCCCACCUAUAACGCUUUUCUUGACUUAAAUGCCUCCUCUGAAUAAAACAAAAAAAAAUUC
Messenger RNA from Linum trigynum, 2219 nucleotides. The record is from the annotation of a GenBank genome assembly. NCBI's taxonomy places the organism in Eukaryota, Viridiplantae, Streptophyta, Magnoliopsida, Malpighiales, Linaceae.